This is a messenger RNA of Limanda limanda (common dab), 733 nucleotides long. It is a transcript of the gene med31, whose product is annotated as mediator complex subunit 31. Gene Ontology annotation, biological process: regulation of transcription by RNA polymerase II. Gene Ontology annotation, cellular component: mediator complex; core mediator complex. Bases 148 to 543 code for a protein of 131 amino acids. The transcript has 4 exons. The record is from RefSeq and is a predicted model, not a curated record. Gene Ontology annotation, molecular function: transcription coregulator activity. NCBI's taxonomy places the organism in Eukaryota, Metazoa, Chordata, Actinopteri, Pleuronectiformes, Pleuronectidae.
AGAAACAAAGAUGGCGGCCGGUGUCAAGCGUCUGUAAACAAAAAGCAUCAACGACGCGUUUUCUUCGUGUUUUCAUUUAAAAACACGAAACAGAUCGAAACCGUCCGAAGUUGGGUUUAGCUUCAGUUCCGGUGCGGAGCCGUCGUCAUGGAAACAGAGGAACAGGCCAGGAACCGGUUCCAGUCGGAGCUGGAGUUUAUUCAGUGUUUGGCGAAUCCCAACUACCUGAACUUCUUGGCUCAGAGAGGUUUCCUGAGAGAGAGGCCGUUCAUCAACUACCUGAAGUACCUGCUCUACUGGAAGGAGCCCGAGUACGCCAAGUUCCUCAAGUACCCCCACUGCCUGCACAUGCUGGAGCUGCUGCAGUACGAGCACUUCCGGAAGGAGCUGGUCAACGCUCAAUGCGCCAAGUUCAUCGACGAGCAGCAGCUGCUGCACUGGCAGCACUACUCCAGGAAACGCACCCGUCUGCAGCAGGCGCUCGCCGAGCAGCAGCAGCAGCAGGCGCAGCAGCCGCCGCACGGGAACGCCGCCGCCAAGUGACGCAGGAGGAGGAGGAGGAGUCCAAGCUCAGCUGGUCCGGGAUCAUAUCGGACUUUUCUUUAUGUUUUUGAUAUAAAUGCUUCUGAGCCUGUGGAGUUGAACUGAGACGUUUUACAGUGUAAACAUGAAGCAGACGCUGAUCAGCUGACACACAAACUCACACACACACACACACACUCAAACACACACA